This is a messenger RNA of Cavenderia fasciculata, 1008 nucleotides long. RefSeq lists its product as uncharacterized. The transcript has a single exon. Lineage: Eukaryota; Evosea; Eumycetozoa; Acytosteliales; Cavenderiaceae. Bases 1 to 1008 code for a protein of 335 amino acids. The record is from RefSeq and is a predicted model, not a curated record.
AUGAGAGAUCAGGUCAAAACAAAGACCGUCUCGAUUUGGACAGACGUUAAUCUCAACAUUGAAUACUUUAUCAACCCCUUCUUUAUCCCCAAUCAACAAGGUGUUAUCAUUCGUCCCAACCUUAAUAUUCGAUGUAUGGAACUUUGGAAAUCACUCUAUAUGAACUACGAAACUCAAAACACCUGGUUAUUUAAUAGUUGGAUGGUUAGUAAAUCAACUCAACAUCAACAAUUACAAUCACUUUUAUAUCGUCAAGAAAAAGAAAAGGAAAAGGAAAAAGAAAAGAUUAAUAAUAAUAUUAAUAAUAAUAUUAAUAAUAAUAUUAAUAAUAAUAAUAAUAGUGAUGAAUCACCGUCGUCAUCGAUGACUAUUACAGUAUCACCACCAAAAAAUGAAGAUAAUAAUCAGACUACAUCGACAACAACAACAACAACAAGUCCAACUCAACCAUCACUUUUGGUUACAACAAAGAUUAGAUCAAGUUCAAGAUUUCAUAAGAAAUCCUAUUCUAAUAAUAGUGAUGUUGUUUUAGAGAUGAUUAAUUCACCACCUGAAACGGCAACUGAAACCAAUUCCAUAUCAAUUCCAAAUGGGUAUUCAUCACUUGGUAAAAGUGGAGGUGGUAGUGCCAGUGCCAGUAGCCUUCAUAAAUGUGGAGGUCAUCUAAUUGUAAAUAAUACUAUCAUUCAAACACCAAAACCAAGACCAUUACCAUAUACAAAAGUUAUAGCAUCGACUGGAGGAGAAUCUCAAUUCUUUUCUACAUCGACUAGAAGUAAUAGUAGUUCAAGUUCAAUUGCUGGUAGUAGUAGUGAUCAAAGCAGUGGUCAAGGUGUCAGUGUCACAUUAUCACCGAUUUUUGUUCGUAGUGAUCUACAUGGACGAUCAUCAUCAUCGUCAUCAACAUCCAAUUCUUCAACUUCAUCACCAUCAACCACCAAUAAUAAUAUUAAUAAUCCAAAACAUUAUUUACUAGGCACCCAUAGACCACCAUCAACACCCAACUAA